AUGGAUGAUCCAGAGCUCGAGGCGAUUCGCCAGAGGCGAAUGAGGGAAAUAAUGGCGGCCCAGGGCGCACAGGCAGGGAGGGGAGCUGGAGCAGGGAUGCCGUCUGCCGCUGCUGGUCAGCAGGAUGAGUCAAAGAAACAGGAAGCUGAGGAGAGGAGACAGAUGAUGCUGGCUCAGCUGAUGGACUCGAGUGCCAGAGAGCGAUUGGCGCGCAUUGCCCUGGUCAAGCCGGAGAAGGCACGAGCUGUAGAGGAUCUGAUCAUCCGAGGGGCCCAGACAGGGCAGCUGGCGGAGAGGGUGACAGAGUCUCGCCUCAUCACUCUCUUGGAGCAGAUCAACGAGCAAACACAGCAACGUACUAAAGUCACGAUACAAAGACGACGUUCUGCUCUGGAUGACGAUUAG
Messenger RNA from Closterium sp. Naga37s-1, 405 nucleotides. Lineage: Eukaryota; Viridiplantae; Streptophyta; Zygnematophyceae; Desmidiales; Closteriaceae. The record is from the annotation of a GenBank genome assembly.